Saccostrea echinata is the source of this 1935-nucleotide messenger RNA. RefSeq names its product MAM and LDL-receptor class A domain-containing protein 1-like. Bases 1 to 1935 code for a protein of 644 amino acids. The transcript has 3 exons. Gene Ontology annotation, molecular function: protein binding. The record is from RefSeq and is a predicted model, not a curated record. NCBI's taxonomy places the organism in Eukaryota, Metazoa, Mollusca, Bivalvia, Ostreida, Ostreidae. Gene Ontology annotation, cellular component: membrane.
AUGGAACCAGCUACACACAGAGUCAGCAGUGUGAUUUCAACAGGGACUGCACCAAUGGAGCAGAUGAGAAGAACUGUGGUAAUUGUACAUUUGAUGGAAGCUCAGGACUUUGUGGCUGAUGCAAGCAAUGGAGUUGCCAACUCACGAGCAGCUCUGAGAGGACCCACUCUCCAACAAGCAGCUGAUACCUGUCAGAUGACAUUUUACUAUCAUAUGUAUGGCACUCGCAUUGGUCGAUUGUACGUCUAUGUGGUAACAGGAGGAGCACCCACACUCAUAGCUAACAUUUAUGGAAAUCAUGGCAACCAGUGGAAUAAGUACACUGUCAACAUUGGUCGCAGAACUGCUCCUUUCAACAUUGAGUUCCGAGCCUAUCGCAGCUACACUGUGAUUGGGGAUAUAGGAAUUGAUGAUGUGUCUUUUGUGAAUUGUGGACUUCCUCCAGUACAGAGUUCUUGUCCCUCCACCCAGUUCACUUGUCAGCGUGGAUCAUGUGUGGAUAUGUCCCGAGUCUGUGACUACACUGAUGACUGUGGAGACAACACUGAUGAAAUUGGACCAAAUGCUCACUGUGACCAACUCCCAGCUCGAUGUGACUUCUCCACCUCCCUUUGUGACUGGGUACAAGACCGAGGAGACAAAUUUGACUGGAGCCGAAGAAAUUCUCCCACUCCAUCAAGAGCAACUGGACCUACAAGAGACCACACCACAGGACUCAGAACUGGAGGGUUCAUCUACAUAGAGUCCUCCAGACCCAGAAGACGAGGGGAUAAUGCUGUACUUCUCAGUAGCAUGUAUAACACUGCUCAAACCCAAGACCAGUGCAAAGUUACUUUCUAUUACAACAUGAAUGGUCCUACCAUGGGAACUCUGAAUGUUUACACAAAGGACACCAAUAACCAUCUCAGUAAAGUGUUCACUGUUUCUGGAAAUCGUGGGGAUAUUUGGGUCAAGACCACUGUCAAUCUUGUCAGUCCAUACCCAUUCCAGGUUCUUCUAGAAGGAGUGGUAGGAAAUGGAUACUACAGUGAUAUUGCUAUUGAUGACACAGUCUUCAGUAAAGGAUGCAAGAAACUGAAUCAAACUUUCCCAACCUCAAUUACAAUUCCACCAACUGCUCCAACUGUUAACCCUUGUGGAAGUGGACAGUUCUCUUGUGCUGACCAGUCCACAUGUAUCCCAGCACAGAAAGUGUGUGACUGGAAUACUGACUGCACAGAUGGAUCAGAUGAAGCCACUUGUGGACCCUGUAACUUUGAGAAUGGAUUAUGUGGAUGGCGAGAUCUCAGCACUGGACGCUACAACUGGACCAGACACUCUGGCACACAGAACAGUGGAACUGCUGUAGGACCUGUUACUGACCAUAGCACCAACACAUCUGCUGGCCAUUAUGCAUAUGUGGAAGGAACUUUUGGAGUCUUCCUCAGUAAAGCUGUGCUUCAGAGUCCUGCCCUCCCACCCUCAGCAGAUACAUGUGAAAUGUACUUUUACUAUAACAUGAAUGGAAGAAAUGCAGGAAGCUUAAUUGUCAGUGCCCUAGUCAACAACACUAAAACGGCACUCUUUAGAAACAGUGGACCUCAUGGGUCAGCCUGGCAGAAAGGAACUGCUUACAUUGGCAAGUCUCUUGGAAAGACAACAGGCAAGUUUAGCAUAAUGUUUGAGGUUCUCCCAUCGAGAGGUUUCUCUCCUUCUGCAACUGAUGAUAUAGCUAUAGAUGACAUCACUUUUGCCAAUUGUUACCCACUUGCUCCACCUCCAAACUUGGUCUGUGAUUUCUCACAAAAUUUCUGUAACUGGAACCAGGCUCCUGAUGAUGACUUUGACUGGUCAAGGACAAAUGGAUCUACCAAGAGUCACCCAGACAUAGAGGUGAUGUGGCUAUCCUGGAUAGCAAUCCUCUGCCUCCCACUCCACCACAGGGCCAUUGUCUGA